Molecule: messenger RNA, 3048 nt
Organism: Carya illinoinensis
Lineage: Eukaryota; Viridiplantae; Streptophyta; Magnoliopsida; Fagales; Juglandaceae
Exons: 5
Coding region: 673-2649 (658 amino acids)
Source: RefSeq, a predicted model, not a curated record
UCCAUUCCGGCCAAAUUGACAGAAAGGGGAAAGAAUGAUCAUCUUCUCCAACUGCACGUUCCUGUCCACACCGCCCAAUCAAUCUCUCAGCCAUAUCAGUUUUAGUGCAUGAACGCCCCCUUGUUCACGAAUUCCUUCUUCUUCAUUUUUUGUUCUGUCGAUGAACUCAUUUUUCCCUGGUAAAUUUUAAACCUUCUUCUUCUUCUUCUUCUUCACAGAUAUAGUCUUAAAUAAUGGCAUGAUUUUGCAUACUCAAAUCUCAUCACAAGUUUUAAGAAAUCCUAAUAUAAAUAUUUUUAUUCACUUUCUCCGAUACUGUACUCUCUCAUUCAGCGCAUAAGGCAUACUAAGGCCGCCCCCCCCCCCCCCCCCCCCCCCCCCUCCCCGCGGGCGCCCGGGGGGCCCCCCUCCUCUCUCUCUCUCUCUCUCUCUCUCUCUCUGACACACACAGUAUCACGGCUUUUCUUUGUUUUCGCUAGUUCCCUGGAGCUCCACGGCAUCAUUUUAGGUGUCAAAAUAACGAAGAACAGCGAUCUUCCACGAAGUUGGGGAAAAUUGGCAUUUGGAGGGAUUUAUGGCGAUAUUUCCAUCUCGUCACUGUCUAUGAUUUUGUUUAUUGGUGGACUGUGAAUUAAUAGGAGCUGUAUAGAACUCUAUUGGAUUUAGUAUUUGAUGGGGGAAAGAAAAUUGAAUUUCGGUGCACCACUUCUGUCUGUUAGGCGAUUUUCUUCACAGUCAGCAUCUGAAGAUAGGAGGAAUAGGAAAAUAAUUGAGCAUCUUCUGCCUGACAGACAACUUUCUCUUCCUUUUUAUCAAUCGGAAUUGGAUUUGGUUCAAGUAACAGAACGUGUUACAGUUCCUUUUCACUGGGAGAAGAUACCAGGAAGAGCCAAGGAUGGUAGCGGACCUGAACCUUCGCCUUCUGAGGAGGCCUCUGUUACUCCUAGGCUUCCUCCUGCAAGGUUUAUGAAUAUUACAAAGCUGCCUUCAGAAAAGGAAUGUGACAAUACAAAUAGCUUGUGGGGUCAAAUUGUCCCAUAUACUUCAACUGACAAGGAGUGCUCCAGAGAGGGGAUAAAUGAGAAAGGGGGCUUGGGUUUGGAGGACGAUGAUGAUGUGUAUUCUGAUGCACAUGACACACUGUCUCCUACGGAUUCAUUCUCAAUGAACUACAGUGCUAGUGGUCUAAGUGGAUCUGAUGGUCCAGAUGUGAAGCCUUCUGGGACCUUCUCUACAGAUCCACAAACUCUAGAUUUUAUGAUGAGUCGCUUCUUACCCGCAGCCAGGGCAAUGGCUUUACAGCCACCUCAAUAUGCUUCAAGGAAACAAGGUGCUUCCCUUGAGCAACCUAGAAAAGUUAACAGAGUAGCUAGUGAGGAUAGAUGGCAUUUACUAAAUCAAAAUGGGUCUAACAUAAUACCGUUAUAUAGCCAAAAUGAAGAUGAAGAAGAAAGUGAGGAUGAAGAUGAUGAGUACGACACUUCUGGUAAUAACUCAGCUAAAGUUUGUGGGCUAUUUCCCGGAUUAUGCUUUAAGAAUUCUCUUUGCCUCUUAAGCCCAGUGCCAGUGAUGAAAGUUGGGACCCUAUCUCAUGUGUCUUCCACACGUGAGAUUGUAAGACCAAGGAGAACUGUUCGAUCUCAAAGUCAAAUUGUCCAAAAGCAUGCUUGGAAUGCUGUGGAUAAGUCCCAAUCAGACUAUAGAGUUCGAUCAGGUGAACUGCAGAAGGUUGAUAAAAAGCGGAAUGGUGAAUAUAGUCGAUUAACACGUUCUGGAGACCUGCAAACAUUGGGUAGGUCUUCUCCAUACACACGUUCACAGGGUGCUGGAGUGUCUCCCUACAGGAAUGAAGCACCUCAGUCUCCCUUUCGCAGUGUCAGUUUCCUUGGCCUUCCCAAAGAAAUUGAGAAUCUCAAGGCCAAUAGGUUUAGUUUGUGUAAUGAAGGCAGCAAUAAAAAUAAGCAAAGGUCAGGUCCAAUGUGCCCUGCAGUUGAGAAGACACUGUAUGUAGACACUGUGAACAAUGCAAAAUUAGCAUUUUCAAAUUCAAGCUCCUCAGUCACCCAGGAAUGGACAGACUCUGCUCAUGAGGAUGUGGAAAAGUCUUUAGAGAGAAGAGGGUCGGAAGAUACUACUAACACAAAAUCCAUUUUCCAAGAUAUAAAAUGCCUAAAUAUUUCAAAUAAAGGAGCCACAUUAGAUACCUUUGUGUCUGUUGAUGCUGAUAUAUCUUCUUUGUCUGCAAUAUCACAUCCGAAAGGCCAAGAAGUCACAAUUGAGGACUCUGGACAGAAUCAAGGGAUUGAUAGAAGAUCUAGCCUGGAAUGCUCAAAACUGACUACUGUUGGACAUCUAAAUAUCAGCAGUGAUCAGAUUCUUAAAGCAGAUGGUCCAGGAAAUGCUGAUGCUAGUUCUGUAUCCAUCCACCCUCCUUUACCAAAGUCACCUUCUGAUUCUUGGCUUUGGCGUACACUGCCUAUUCUGCCUUCCAUUUCCUCACGAAAGCAGGAAUAUAAGACAUCAUCCACUAAUACCAAGUGGGAAGCAAUUGUAAAAUCAUCUCAUUUGCAUCACGAUCAUGUUCGUUAUUCAGAGGAGUUAAUUACUCAUAUCCCAGCAACCCAAAACCUACUGCAGAGGCCCCCCUGAGAAGUGCUUAUGCUUCUUGGCUUGUUUGGGAAGUCUGCUUUUGAAAGGGAAAAAUCUAGUAUAUUUCUUCCUUCCUAUUAUUUCACCUGGUGGUUCUUCUACACCUAGCUUCUUCUCAUGUGUUAGAUCUUGUGGUGCAUGCUAUGGGGCCUGGCAGCUUUAGAAACAUAAAUCUCAAGGCAUCUGCGGUUCUUUCUUUUCUUGGUUCUGUCAAGAACACGGAGGAAAUACCAUGUAAAAUAAUAAUUGUUGCUGUAAUUUUUCUGAAAAAUAAAAAUAAAAAUUGCAAGGGAUGUAGUAAUUUAUCUCAUUCUAGUUCAAUUUUAUGAAUAUUGGCCGUGGUGUUCUGAAAAUAAAGUCUCUGAUAGUAUUCAAUAAAAUUCAAGUUGUUUUUAUUUA